Lineus longissimus is the source of this 1065-nucleotide messenger RNA. RefSeq lists its product as uncharacterized. The coding region runs from base 156 to 710 and encodes 184 amino acids. NCBI's taxonomy places the organism in Eukaryota, Metazoa, Nemertea, Pilidiophora, Heteronemertea, Lineidae. The record is from RefSeq and is a predicted model, not a curated record. The transcript has 5 exons.
GCCAUAACAAAAGGUGUAAACAGCAGACGAAUUAGCUCAAAGUGUUAUGUAACACGCAAAACACAGGUCAAGUCAUACAAGGCCUGUGGAAACUCAUACACACACAAUCAAACCCGAAUAGACCUGCGUUUUGUAUCGUUUUCCCGUUCGCCAAAAUGGCCGUCAACGGUGUCUUUCCAACUUUCAUUUUCUUAUCAUUCCUGUGGAAAGGAGCACAGGCCUACUGUGGUUACUGUGUGUACAACUAUUGGUACUUCUGGACCGGCCUUGUCUUCUCCAUCGUCUUCCUGUGUGUGAUCUUGUUGUCAUGGUGCUGCUCUUACAAGAACAGGAAGAGACAACGGGUCGCUACAAUCUCAGUCAACGGUAAUUGUCGACUUGGCCAACAGGCGAGGCCUUCGAUGGCAGGCGCGGGUCCAGCCUAUCCAAGUGGCCCCGUGCAACCCCCGCAGCAAAUGCCCGUCAAGCCGCCGGAUUACUACAAUGGUCCCCCACCAGCUUAUCCGGCGACUACGAAUAACGCUUGGAACGGCCCACCACCAGCAUAUCCCGAGCAGGCCUAUCCGAUUCCAGGGGGCCAAUUCAUGCAGGCGAACCCGGCUUACAUGCAGCCCAUGCCACAACCGAUGACCGCCACACCGGACUACCCACAACAGCAGUUCCCGGCCGUGACAGACCCUGCGUAUCCACCGUCAUCUGCGAGAUAUUGACGGCAAUCUACCAAGGAACGGCUUUUUAAAUGUGAUUUUAGACUGUUUACGAGAAUCUGAUGGUGCACCGUGACAAGUACUCGAUGCAUCUGCGUCUGUGGCUAGGGGCAUUUCUGAAGUGCGACUGAAUCCCCACUUACUCUCAGAGCAUUUCAAAGGAACUAUUUUCAAGUGACGGUAACUGUUACGUUGUUGACCACGUGACGAUAACGAGAGCAUGAAUGUUCGAAUUUGGCGUUCCGGAAGGGCGGCACCUAAGAAUGUUUAUCUAACUGUGAUAUAUUUAAUAGUAUUUUUUAUAUUAAAUGCUAGCGAUCCCCUGUUUCAUAUAUAUUGCAUGAUUUUAUACGGCUAU